Molecule: messenger RNA, 342 nt
Organism: Pedinophyceae sp. YPF-701
Lineage: Eukaryota; Viridiplantae; Chlorophyta; Pedinophyceae
Source: the annotation of a GenBank genome assembly
AUGGCGGAGGUACGGUCGAAGAAGAUGCCGCGGAACAUCGAGCGGCUCGUGCAGCAAAACAACGCGCACGCGGACGCCAUGUCGCACGCGCGGAGCAUCCAGACGGCGGAGAAGGUGGCCACGUGGCACGAGAAGACCGGGAGGCUGCUCGAGAACCCCCCCACGGGGAAGCUGCUUCCACACAUGCAGAACCCGGACAAGCUGGCUCAGGAGCAGGAAGACGCGCUGGCGGCCCUGGAGUCGCGGAGGGAGCGGCUGCGGAACAAGUUCGCGGAGGAACAGGCGGAGCUCGAGCUGGAGCUGCACGAAUAUGGGCUUGCGCUAGCGAAGAACGUAGAGUGA